This is a messenger RNA of Erinaceus europaeus (western European hedgehog), 1126 nucleotides long. It is a transcript of the gene NPBWR1, whose product is annotated as neuropeptides B and W receptor 1. Gene Ontology annotation, molecular function: neuropeptide binding; neuropeptide receptor activity. The transcript has a single exon. Gene Ontology annotation, cellular component: membrane; neuron projection. The coding region runs from base 115 to 1110 and encodes 331 amino acids. The record is from RefSeq and is a predicted model, not a curated record. Gene Ontology annotation, biological process: neuropeptide signaling pathway. Lineage: Eukaryota; Metazoa; Chordata; Mammalia; Eulipotyphla; Erinaceidae.
UCGGGACAGCCGCCGCCAGCGCCCCGGCUCCAGUCCGCGUGGACGACGCGAGUGUGGGGAGCAGCAGCGCGGCGGGAGUCGCGUUCCCCGCUCGCCGUGGCCGUGGCCGCCGCGAUGGACAACGUGUCCUCGCCGGAGCUGGCGCCCGAGGGCAACGCGUCCUGCCCCGUCCCGGAGCUCGGCUGCCCCAACGCGUCCGGAACGCCGCCGCCCCCGCUGCCGCCCCCGCUGGCCGUGGCGGUGCCGGUGGUCUACGCCGUCAUCUGCGCCGUGGGGCUGGCGGGCAACUCGGCGGUGCUGUACGUGCUGCUGCGGGCGCCGCGCAUGAAGACGGUCACCAACCUGUUCAUCCUCAACCUGGCCAUCGCCGACGAGCUCUUCACGCUCGUGCUGCCCAUCAACAUCGCCGACUUCCUGCUGCGCCGCUGGCCCUUCGGGGAGCUCAUGUGCAAGCUCAUCGUGGCCAUCGACCAGUACAACACCUUCUCCAGCCUCUACUUCCUCACCGUCAUGAGCGCCGACCGCUACCUGGUGGUGCUGGCCACGGCCGAGGCGCGCCGGGUGUCCGGACGCACCUACGCGGCGGCGCGCGCCGUCAGCGUGGCCGUCUGGGGCGUCGUGACGCUCGUGGUGUUGCCGUUCGCCAUCUUUGCCCGGCUCGACGAGGAGCAGGGCCGGCGCCAGUGCGUGCUGGUCUUCCCGCAGCCCGAGGCCCUGUGGUGGCGGGCGAGCCGGCUCUACACGCUGGUGCUGGGCUUCGCCAUCCCGGUGUCCGCCAUCUGCGUCCUCUACACCACGAUGCUGUGCCGGCUGCGCGCCAUCCGCCUGGACAGUCACGCCAAGGCGCUGGGCCGCGCCAAGAAGCGCGUGACGCUGCUGGUGGUGGCCAUCUUGGCCGUGUGCCUGCUGUGCUGGACGCCCUACCACCUGAGCACCGUGGUGGCGCUCACCACCGACCUCCCGCAGACGCCGCUGGUCCUCGCCGUCUCCUACUUCAUCACCAGCCUCAGCUAUGCCAACAGCUGCCUCAACCCCUUCCUCUACGCCUUCCUGGACGACAGCUUCCGCAAGAGCCUCCGCCAGCUGCUCGCCUGCCGCCCUGAACCCUGAGGCCCCCGCGUCCCCG